GAUUCCUGCUGCAUGGCAGCAACACCAAGACCUCCCGGCAUGCUUCAUGACCAAAGGCAAUACCGACCAAUCCUAAGGGAAGCAGACCUCGGUAAACUCUGAUUGGACGAGGCUCACGGAAGCGCAAUUUUUGAAUGUGCGGCUCAGCUUGGCCGCGGGAUGAUCGAUAGGUCGGAAUUACUUCGUGUGAAUUUUCGGCGGCUGGGAAAUAAUUUCUGCAGAUUUUAUUCAAGAGAUCUGAUAACUUCAGUUUUGGUAUUGUUCUAAACCAAGACCAACAUGUCAUCCCAAAUCUCUUUGAGUAAAAAAGAAGAAAAGGCCAAGAAUAUACAAGUGGUUGUACGAUGCAGGCCCCUCAGUUUAUCAGAACGCAAGUCAAAUGCCACCAAUGUGGUUGAUUGUGACCCAAUCAAACGAGAAGUUGCAGUGCGUAACUCUGCACUGGGAAAUGAGAAGAGUGCCAAAAAAUACACGUUUGACAUGGUGUUUGGACCUGCAGCUAAGCAAAUUGAUGUCUACAAAAGUGUGGUGUACCCCAUCCUGGAUGAAGUAAUCAUGGGGUACAACUGUACUAUUUUUGCAUAUGGACAAACUGGUACUGGGAAGACCUUUACAAUGGAAGGUGAAAGGUCGCAAAAUGAACAAUUCACUUGGGAAGAAGAUCCUUUGGCAGGCAUCAUUCCUCGUACUCUGCAUCAGAUUUUCGAGCGGCUGGCAGCUCAAGGUGCUGAGUUCUCUGUGAAAGUUUCUUUGUUGGAAAUCUAUAACGAGGAGCUCUUUGACCUUCUGAGCCCCUCGACUGAUGUUGGUGAGAGGCUGCAAAUGUUUGAUGAUCCUCGUAAUAAGAGAGGAGUUAUAAUUAAAGGACUUGAAGAGAUUUCUGUCCAUAAUAAAGAUGAAGUUUAUCAGAUUCUGGAGAGGGGAGCAGCAAGAAGGACAACAGCAGCAACUUUGAUGAAUGCAUACUCAAGUCGUUCGCAUUCAGUCUUUUCCAUUACAAUACAUAUGAAGGAGACAACUCUUGAUGGGGAAGAGCUUGUAAAAAUUGGCAAACUGAACUUAGUGGAUCUUGCUGGGAGUGAAAAUAUUGGCCGUUCUGGAGCUGUGGAUAAACGAGCUCGUGAGGCUGGCAAUAUAAAUCAGUCACUACUUACUCUGGGAAGAGUAAUCACAGCAUUGGUUGAGAGAACCCCUCAUGUACCAUACAGAGAAUCGAAGCUUACCAGGAUUCUUCAGGACUCGCUUGGAGGACGGACUAAAACCUCCAUCAUUGCCACCAUUUCCCCUGCUUCCAUGAAUCUUGAAGAAACCAUGAGCACUCUGGAUUAUGCCUAUCGUGCAAAGAACAUAUUGAAUAAACCUGAAGUGAAUCAGAAGCUUACUAAGAGGGCCUUGAUUAAGGAGUACACAGAGGAGAUUGAGAGACUGAAGCGGGAUCUUGCUGCAGCACGUGAGAAAAAUGGGGUAUACAUGUCUGUAGAAAACUAUGAAUUCAUGCAGAGUAAAGUGACUGUUCAGGAAGAGACAAUUAAUGACUAUGUAGAAAAGAUCGCUGCUAUGGAGGAGGAGCUGAAACGGGUUAAUGAGCUAUUUCUGGAUGGCAAGAAAGAGCUUGAGCAGUGUAUGUCUGAACUGCAACAGCGAGAGCAGGUGCUUCAGGAGACUUGGCAAGAUUUGGAGCUGACCAAAGGAAAGCUGUCUGAAGAAGAAUUUGUCUGCGAUGCCCACGCUCAUACUGAACAAAAGCUCUACAGUACAGCCAGUGAGUUGCUGCAAGUGGUUGAAGUGAGUACAAGAGAUGUGUCUGGUCUCCACGCUAAGCUUGACCGUAAAACAAAUGUUGAAUUUCAUAACCGUAAAGCUCAGAAGGCCUUCCUGAAACACAUGAAUGACCUGUUCACUGAAAUGCAGACAAAAACUGAUGAAACCCGUGUUAAGCAGUGGGGAAUGCUAGAUUUCUAUGCAAAGUCAAUAGGUGACCUUGUGGGUGCAAAUGCCUCUGCAUUAAGUUCUGCCAUGUCAUCAAUGGCUACAGCAUAUUCAUCAAUGAAGAAUGUGAUAUCUUCUGAGGUAUCGCAAGGUCUUCAGGAAUUGCUAAAACAAGAGAGUAUGACUGAGCAGUCGCUAGAUUGCUUACAGAAGGCCCUGGCUGACCACAAGCGAGAAACAGAAAAGAUGUUCAAGAAGAAUUUACAGCCCAUGGUUGCCAGCAUAUUAGAACUGAACAAUUGUCUCAAACUGAACUUUGAGACCUAUUCUGGCAUGGCAGAGAAGAUGGAAGUUAUGAAAAUGGAAACCGAUGCAUUCUUUGGUCAACACAGUAAAAGACUUAAUAAAUUACAGGAGAGCAUUUGCAGUGCUCUGGAUGUGAUUCAAAAUGAGAAUGGGGAACUGAGGCAAGAACUAGAGAAAAUGCAGCAAGAACAGAUGGAGGGUAUUUCAAACGUCAUCUCAAAUCUACAGAGUCAGCUUGGUAUGCUAGUUCAUCAGACCCAGAAGAGUUUUGAUAGUCUUCUAACUCAGAAUGGAAAUGUACAACAUUCAUUGACUAUGCUUCAGGAAAAGGUGCAUUUUCAAUCUGCAGAAGUUAUGGAGGGUGCUACAUCUCAUCAAGAGAAUCUUGCCACCUCUUUAGCUGGUUUUGCAAAUGAAAUUAGAAAUGCAUCCUAUGAGGGGAUAAAGACUGCAGAUCAGUUGAACGUUAAUUGCCAGCAGCUCGGCUCCAGCAUGCUGGUCCUUUGCCAGGAAAGCAGCCAGUGGUGUGAAUCAACAGAGGGCACUGUUGACAUGUUACGUCAGGAUCAAGUAUCUUCUUUUGACAUUAACAAAAGGCAGCUGAGGAACGUCGAGCAGACUGUGAAUGAGAAUUGUGACCCCCUCAUCACCAAGAUCACAGAACAAUUGAAAGAACAGUGUGAUGCAGAGGAAUCAGUACUCUCCACCAUACUUGCACAAGUUAAUGAUGAUAAAAGGGAAGUGACACAAUACUUAGAAGAGCUAACUGUACAAGCUCAGGCAGGAUUAGAUGGUGUCUUUAACUUUUUAAAAGAAGAACUCCGACAGGACAUUCCCACAGGUACCACUCCACAGAGGAAAGAUUAUCCAUACCCACACGUCCUCUCCAGAACAGAGCCACGUGACGUCUUGGUUGCUGAAUACAAGUUACAGCAGCAGGAACUGCAGAGUUCUCUGGCUGCUGCCAUGCAUCUCCAAGAGGAAACCAUUCCUGAGCAGGACACUGUGGAAGAUGAACAAAUGAGCACAAGUAAUGACAGCUUUGCCAGUGAGAAAAUGAGUACUGAGGAUUUCUGCCAUAGUGGUGGUGCCCCAUUCUUCCAGCACAAGAAAAGCCACAAAAAAGACAAGGAAAAUAAACAUACUGCCAAUUCUGACCAGUCAAAAUCCAUGGAGGACAAUUCAGUCCUAUCAGUAGCAAAAUCGAAAUUACCGCUUCGGGUGCAUAAUUAAUAUUGCUACAUGGCUCUAAUUUUAAUUGCAUCUUCAACAUCAGGGUUUGCUGUGUUCCUAUGGUUUUUGCUGUCUAUUUUGUUUUUCAGUGCUUUGAAAUACUAAUAUCCUAAGAUACUGCAUCACCCAAUCCUUGCCUCAUUCUUGUACAUUCUAUCAUUUUAAAUGUUCUUUUAAUAUUCUGUACUAUUUUCCUUUAAUUGUUUAAACACUUCCUGCUUCCUGUCACAAUACAACUUCUACUGGGUUAUCCAAUUUUUAUAUCAAUUUUCGAUUAAUUUUGUAUCUUAAUACCAAUGUAUUUUGUUGUGUAUAUACUUGUUUCUAAUUAGGAAAAGAAAUAAAUGCUCCAAUAUUGUUUCAAACAAUCGUCUGUGUAAACGCAGUAGACUAUGUGCAGUGAAAGUUCACGUUGUUGUUGGUGUUCUUUUUAAACAAAAACGAAUAAAGUAAUAGGACCAGA
Molecule: messenger RNA, 3931 nt
Organism: Pristis pectinata (smalltooth sawfish)
Lineage: Eukaryota; Metazoa; Chordata; Chondrichthyes; Rhinopristiformes; Pristidae
Gene: kif11
Product: kinesin family member 11
Exons: 24
Coding region: 280-3468 (1062 amino acids)
Biological process (GO): mitotic spindle assembly; microtubule-based movement
Cellular component (GO): spindle microtubule; nucleus
Molecular function (GO): microtubule binding; ATP binding; plus-end-directed microtubule motor activity
Source: RefSeq, a predicted model, not a curated record